AGAAAAUCAUCAGCACUUCUUCUGUACGAUGCUCAACGCCACUCUAAUUCCAGCCACCAACCUCUAUGUGAACUCCACCACCCCUGGAGGCCCCCUUGGUCCUCCACUGUGGUACCAGUUCCCAGUGUGUGCUGUGGCUCCUUACGGCUUCAUUUUCUACUUUGGGGUCAAAGUGUUCAACCUGGCCGUGGGGGCGCCCUGUAACGUCCUGGUCAUCUGGCAGAUCGCAACCAAGAAAAGUGACUCAUCCACAUCCGACAUCUUCAUCUUCAACCUGGCCAUCCUAGACGCCUACUUCUGCCUGAUGACGCCCAUAGAAAUGGUGAACCGACUGCUGCUGGACAACAGCCGCAUCUGGUACUUUCAGAGAUUUGCAUAUGGGAUCAAGGACGUUGCACCACUUUUUCUGGUGUGUAUCUCUCUGGACCGCUACAUCGCCGUGGUCCAUCCAGUGCUAUUCGCUGGUAUCCGUGACAACAAGUUCCGCAUUGGCGUUUCUGUGGUGGUCUGGGGCCUCAUCCUGGCUUACGGCCUAACAAAAUGCACCCUGGGAGCCAUGAGUGUCAACGAGGUCUUCAGCGGAGUCAUCCUGUUUGCAUUCGCGGUCAUGGUCUUCUGCAACAUCUCCGUCAUCUGGGUUCUCCGCCGCUCUGUGGUGGGAAAAGAGGAGAUGCACCCUGUGAAGAAGAAAGCCUUCAAGAUGGUGCUGAUCAUCUUGGCCAUCAUCGUGGCCAACUACCUGCCUCCUGUGGCGCUCAUGCCUUUCGCGUCCUACUACUCGUUCUUGGUCUUCCGCUGUCAGAUCAGCAUCAGCGUGUUCUCCAUCAUGGAUCUGAGCUGCAGCGUCGAGCCGCUCCUCUACAUCACAAAGAUGGAGCGUGUGGACGGCAGGUGCUGCAGCUUGAGUUUGAUGUCAAGGUGUAAUCAGUCUUCCUGUCAUUAACCGACCCGAACUUGGAAGAUUCUUUCAAAAAUGUUAGUGGACAAAGACCCUGCAUGUACCAGUUUUUGUUUUGUUUUUUAAUAUUCCCGUUGUUACCCAAUGUAUAACUCCAUAAGUCUGCUGAACUGUGGCCAGGACAUGUUUGGCCAAAAAUUUUGUUAAAAACUCACCUAUUUUUUCUAUUAAAAAAAUACAUAUGAUGGGACAAAAAGAUAAAAAUUCUCUGAAGCAUUCACCCUCUAAGCCAGCAGCUACAUCAAGUAAAUACUGUGAGACAGAUAAAGCAUCAGCUAAAGCUAAAACAAAAUGAAGACUUUUCUAUUAUCAGUGAUAGAAAAUUCUUAUUUUAGUCCACAUACAACAUAACUAAAUGCUUAGCAGAGUAGCAAUAAUUACCAUUAUACACUAUAAGGGAAUUCAUGCAGGUUCAGUUUGGUUAUUCAAGGUCUUUUUAAGCCAGAUAUCUAAAUCAAUGUCCUUCAAUUACUAAUUACCAUGAAUACACAUUUUGUUGGUGGAUAUUGCCGUUUUCAGCAGACAAAAUUAUUACUCAAUAACUGAUUUUAACAUUUAUCCCAAACAUGUAAUUAUGAUAACAGUCUUUCUUUUACAUAGUUUGUUGUCUAGUGUCAAACUUUAAACUCUUAGGGGAAAUAUGGGCUGCCCUUUUCAGAAGAAAACCAAGUUUGUGUGUGUUUUUUAAUAUGCUAAGAGACACAUCAAUAAGACACGCCAUGGUUGACAAUUUCCAUCUUAAAACUGCAGUGUACAGAUGAUGAGCAACUGAGGGGUGAGUGGAGAAAGACAAACUCCACAGAUCUGCACAUGACAAAGGAAGCAACGCUGCAGUAACAUCUAAGAAGCCAUUUUAAGGGAGAAAAUUAAUAUUUUUGCAGAAAAAACUUCUGAAUAUGUCACUGUGAAAUACAGUUUCAGAAGUAUAAUCAUUGACUGGAGAGAGACUUUCAAUACAAUAUAUAACUUUAAAUGUUCACCUCCAGAAGUAUGUUAAGGAGAGAGAAAUGCAGUUAUGUGACAUUUAACACAGGGGAGCUUUUUUUCUUAUUUGUGCUGAACAUUUACACUGCAACCAGCAGGUUUACAAAACAUUCAAAGAGGCCUUGAGGGACAUAGAACAUAUCAGUGAGUAUAACAGAAGUAGGUGAGGUUGUUGGUUAAAGUGGGCAUCAUUUAUUCCCAGGUGUAUGAUUACUGAAAGAGCAUUUCCUUCUCUGCUCCUCCUAUGGCAACCAGUAACAGAAACCCUCUCGUUAACAAAGACGUCUAUUAAUCCAUUUUAAUGACAGCCAGGGGCAGUGUCUGGUUUACUGAGCACUGAUGAAGCAUUUAGUCAGUUUUUAAAUCAGCCCUAUUAUCAGACAUGCACAAUGGGACCAAUUAGUGGCAGUGUAAUGAGUAGACAUGUAGAUUAGGUUAGUUAAUAAACUAAAUACUGAACACACUGCAAUUAUUAAAGGACUGACAAUAUGCUGUGGAAAGACUAUAUAACAUGAUUAAAGACACACCUCCCCUUUUAAGAAUUGUGUUUGAUAUAGUCUCUGAAAUGGAUCAUAGAAUUCAGAAAAAGUCUUUAUUUUGAUCAAAACGUACUAAAUUAUAAAUGUGUACAGGUGUUUGUCAUCUUACAGUAUAUUUGUGGAAGGAUUUCCAUGCAGAGCUGUCUUUGCAUUUCGUCAUUUGAUUAGAAAAUGUGGAUUUUAUACAGAUACUUCAAUAAACUUAUUAAAACGACAAUGAGAAGUCUAAUUUGAAUUAAAGCUGCAAGCAGCGUUGGACGGGUCCUCGCAUCCAUGCUCGUCGUCGAAUCCACGCACGUCCACCAGGUGGCGCUGCGACCGAGAGUGUAUAUUGGCCUAUGGAUGUGAUCACGUCCGCACUCUGAUGACACAUAUAACAUUUCAGGCAGAUCGGACCAUGUCCAGGCUAGUUAUAGAGCUUUUCCUUCUAUCCACCAGGUGGCGUUAUGACUGUGGCUGUAUUUCAGCAUGUGAAUGUCAUCAGGGCGGGACUCUGAUCAUACAUGUAAAGUUUGAGGCAGAUUAGAGUAUGUUUAGGGCAGUUACACAGCAGUUGAUGUGUCAUGUCGAAGCAUCAAAGUUUGGGAGCCUGCCAUGGCCACGCCCUCAGACUUUUGUGGAGCAUUUUGAUAACUUUUGAUCACCCAUGCCUGGAGUACAUCCUGGCUGAAUUUCAUAUCUGUCGGUGUUACCCUGUUUGAGUUGAUAGCUUUUCAAAAUGUCUAAAAAUGACCCAAAAUUGAAGGUUGGUGUUAAAUUCUAGAAAGAAGAAGAAGAUUAAAGAAAGAAAAUACAUAAAAAAGAAGCAAUUAAAUAAAUGGGAAAAAGUUAAGACAAUUAAACUUUUAUAAAGUAUGGGGGGAAAAAAGAUGUAAGAAAUUAAAGAAUUGUAUUUAAUAAAUAAACAGGAAAUUUGUAAAUAAGUGUUGUAGUCUUUUGCAGUUAAUUGAUGGAUAGGCGUAGUGAGAGACAGCCAGACAAUGGGGUAGAAAUAAGAAUGAGAACAACUAAUAUAGCACAGGGUUGCGAGCGGGAAUCGAACCAGGGCCUCAGCAUUGAGGACCAACUACAUGCGUCAGUGGCUUAACCCGCAGAGCUAUAUGAUCACACAUGUUGGCUGUCAGCAAAGGUGUAUCAAUCCAAUAGAAAGUCUAGGGGUAGGGUUCGGGUUACAGAGGAAGGUCCUGACAGUAGCAAUGUACCAAAAACAUGGAUAUAAAAUUAUACAUUUUUUCAUAAUUUAAUAUUAAGUCACACUAGCCAAAAAAUUCUUAGAAUAAAGUUGGGGUUUUUCCUUCAGCCGUUGUGGUUGCACUGUACCUUUAGGUUAUCUAGAUCUACAACGGCUGAAGGAAAAACCACGGAUUAAUUUCUCAGAAUAUUCGGCUGCUUAGUAUUAACAUUAAAAAUAUUUAUGUGUAAUAUUAAUUACCCUAUUUUUUUCAUUACAACUGUAAGGACCUUCCUCUCCAACCCUAACCCUACCCCUAGACUUUCUAUUGGAUUAAUACACGUUUUCAAGACCAGAACAUGUGUGGUCAUGUAGCUCUACGGGUUACGCCUGUGAUGUUCAGGACUCAUUCUUGUAUUUUACACUCUCUGAUGUUUUCUUUUCUUCAUGUCUAGUGUGUGAAUCAUUUCUGGUUUGUCUCUUCAGUGUCUCAUGUGGCCCUGCAGCUUCUCCUCCUCCACCUCCUCCUGAAGCCUUCAUCUUCUUCAUCAUCAGCUGCUCAGUGACUCUGUUGGACGUCUCACCGUGUGGCAGCAGCUCAGGAGUUUGCAGUCAACCAAGGCCGACUCAGAAUCACUCCCACCGGGAAGAUCUGUGAAGGAAGGUCCACCCGGCUGGUCCAGAAGCUCCGGUCCAGCAGAGCAGCGUCAGGAUGGAGACGUAACCGGUGUUGAUGUCACCGCCUUGACGAAUAGAAGAAAAGCCUGUAUUUGGAUCCAGUCCAGUGACACUCCACUCCACUCCACACCACAACCUUUCCACUCCACUAUCACCCUCCACAAGGUUCCAAGCGGGGAUUCGAACCAUGACCGUCCACAUGACAGACACACACCCUCUGUGUGAGCUAUCUGUCACACAAGGUCCCUGGUGGAGUUUGUUGUAAUGAUGGUUGCAAGAGGUUGUCAUGCAGCCAAAGUGUAAAAAGAGCCUUGAGCUGGAUUCCAACCAAGGACCUCCUGGAUGAGAGGCAGAUAACUUACCACUGCACUAUCCUUCCUACUGGGUGUAGCUGUUAGUUUUCGUAAAUGAUGGUACACAAAAGUAUUAAGGAAGUGAAGAUAAUAAAGGUACUAAGGUACCGGGGAGGCAAAAAACUUACCUCUACACCACCUGUCCUACAAGAUGUUGCUCUAACUUUGCUUAAAUGAUGCUAUCAAUUAGUACUGGCGCAACCAAACGACAAAUAAAAGGUGUGAGUGGAGAUCUGAAUCAUGUCAGGUUUGUUUCUGAGACUGAAUACACCUGAUCUCAUCUGAUCUGCAAAGCUAAGCAGGGUUGGGCCUGGUUAGUAUUUGGAUGGGAGACUACCUGGGAAUACCAGGUGCUGUAAGCUUUUUACUUCUCCUCACAACCUGAACAACACACUGCUAGCGACAGCUAUCAACUAAAACCUCUUGGUUUCUUUAUUAUACACUCUAUGAGGUGGAUAAGCUGCAGCUCAUGCUGAUUUAUUGCUGCUUCUGGUUGGAGCCAAAGAACAAAGGCUUCACCUGUUGGAGCAGCUGAUGUCCUGCAGCCUCUUCACCACAGAAAGCCUCUGACAGCUUCAAUUCUUUACACUCUGACUGCAAGACACCAAUCACAUAGGAACAUUUACAUGUAUGGAACAAAGAGCUGAGCUGACACUCAACAUAUGUUUGAGCAUUUAUUGAUAAAGACAUUCAAACAUGUCUAGAGAUAGAACACCAACGCACGGUGUAAGAAAGGUCAGAACAGACUUCACCUGCUCAGGAAACUGAGGUCCUUCGGGGUGCAGGGAGCAAUUCUGAGGACCUUUUAUGGUUGUGUGGUGGUAUCAGCCAUCCUGUAUGGACUGGUCUGCUGGAGCAGCAGCAUCACGGCUGCAGACAGGAAGAGACUAAAGAAACUGGUUAAGAAAGCAAGCUCUGUCCUGGGCUGGUGGUAGACAGGAGGAUGAUGACAAAGCUGUUGUCUAUCAUGGAGGACAUCUCCCACCCCCUGCAGGAAACAGGACCAUCACCGGCAGCUCCUUCAGGGACAGACUGCUUCACCCACGAUGUUUGAAGGAGGUCCUUCCUUCCUGCAGCAGUCAGACUGUGUUCAAUCAAGCCUGCUCCCAGUAGUUCAGAUCACCCAUGAAGUAACUGCAAUAAAAUGUAAAUAAGUCAAUAUGUGCAAUUUCACAGGGUUUUUUUUUUUACAAGCAUUUCUAUUUCUUCUCUAAGGAGAAAGCAUCUAUUUAUAUCUGUGCACUGAGUGCUGCUUUUUUUUUUUUUUUAACUUUUUUUCCUAUCUGCUACUGCCACACUGAAAAUUUCCCCACUGCAGGAUCUACCUAUCCAUCCAUCUAUCUAUGGUCCAUCUACCUCCCUACCUAUCUAUCCAUCCAUCCAUCCAUCCAUCCAUCCAUCCAUCCAUCCAUCCAUCCAUCCAUCCAUCCAUCCAUCUCUCUCACAGAUGUGGGGGUUGAUUCACCUGUUCUCAAUCACCUUAAUCCACGAAGGCCCGGUUCUUCAUUCUUCCGCUCUCUGCCAGACCACAGACUUUGAAACCAGAACCUUUCUCCUACAAUUAGUCUGGUUUCCCCUUUUUGUUUUCACCUUGGUUUAGUUAUCCUUUCUGUGUUGGUUUUAGUUUCAUUCGUUAAAUAAACUCCUUGUAAUCUUUGACCUGUGUCUGCAGAUGUCCUGUGACACCAAUGAUCCCAUCUGAUAUUUAGCAUGUUUUCAAUUAUUGGUCCCAUUUCUUAAAAAAAAAAAAAAAAAAAAAAAAGCCCCCUGAAAUCUGA
Molecule: messenger RNA, 6461 nt
Organism: Amphiprion ocellaris (clown anemonefish)
Lineage: Eukaryota; Metazoa; Chordata; Actinopteri; Pomacentridae
Product: G-protein coupled receptor 4
Exons: 5
Coding region: 29-943 (304 amino acids)
Biological process (GO): positive regulation of Rho protein signal transduction; phospholipase C-activating G protein-coupled receptor signaling pathway
Cellular component (GO): membrane
Molecular function (GO): G protein-coupled receptor activity
Source: RefSeq, a predicted model, not a curated record